Messenger RNA from Carya illinoinensis, 1462 nucleotides. RefSeq names its product transcription factor bHLH110-like. The record is from RefSeq and is a predicted model, not a curated record. Gene Ontology annotation, cellular component: nucleus. Gene Ontology annotation, biological process: regulation of transcription by RNA polymerase II. Bases 1 to 1170 code for a protein of 389 amino acids. Gene Ontology annotation, molecular function: protein dimerization activity; RNA polymerase II cis-regulatory region sequence-specific DNA binding; DNA-binding transcription factor activity, RNA polymerase II-specific. Lineage: Eukaryota; Viridiplantae; Streptophyta; Magnoliopsida; Fagales; Juglandaceae. The transcript is spliced from 6 exons.
AUGUUUCGCUCAUGUUCUUCGGUAUAUGGCUGUAAUGAUCAUUGCAGAAAUGAUGGUAACUACAAUAGCUAUCUGAGUGAGAGCGUCCCAAAUUCAAGAGAUUUAUGGCCAAAGUACUCGGUCGAUGAGCCUAUUCUUAGAUCUUCGGUGCGUCAAGACUUGAGUUUUUGCGAUGCAAAAACUACUCAGCAAUCAGCAAACGAAGAAAUGCACCUUGCAAAAUUCAAAGAAGAGAUGCCUGCAGCAGGCACUUUCCCUAAAUUGAGCGAAAUAGUAUGCGAUUUCUCAAAUGCAGAAGCAUCACAUCUGCUAACCCCAAAACAUGAACAGCAGUGUUCUUCUGAUUUAUUUGAGAAUCUCUGCCUCGGCCACUUCUCCGCUGGUGCCCAUAUCGCUGGACAACAGCCUAAUUCGGCUAGAGAUUUGUACUCCAAUACACACAACUCUGAAAGUUUUGGAGGAGUAGCUGAAUCCAACAGAUCAUAUAAUUUCAGUCAUAUUUUCCCAUCCUUUUCACCCUCGUAUUUUUCUUCUUCAUUAGCUUCAAAUUCUCUAGGCUUGAACUUGCAAACAUUGGAUCUCUUGACAUCCACCAAUACUGGUGGGAAUUUUAGCCAGCCUUCACACGAUAUUUUAGGUGUUCGUAAAGGAUCGAGUGUAUCUCUAAGCCCGGAUCACAUGCAUGAACUGGCUGAUAGUCCAUCAAACAGCUCCAACAAGACGACAGCUUUCAUGAAUGAAGUUACAAGAGCAAAAAGACCUAGCCGUUCUUCUGAUCAGUCAAAGGAGUCUCAUGCAGAAGCUAAGAAGUCGCGAUCAGUGUCACGGUGCUCAUGCCCACCACUGAAGGUACGAAAGGAGAAACUAGGAGACAGGAUUGCAGCUCUUCAAAAGUUGGUGGCACCUUUUGGCAAGACAGACACAGCCUCAGUAUUAACAGAAGCAAUUGGAUACAUACAGUUCCUUCAUGAUCGAGUGCAGAACUUGAGCAUGCCUUAUAUGAGGUCUUCGCGCAGCAAGCCCAUAAUAAGAUCAGCCAUGCAACUGGGUUUGAGCAAGGAAGGAUAUGGAACUGAUCAUGAUCAAGCGAAGCCAGACCUCAGAAGUAGAGGGCUGUGCCUUCUGCCAAAAUCUUGUGCAUCAUAUAUUACUGGUUUUGAUCAUCACUAAGGGUUUAAUUGGUCACCAUGGCCACUAAUAAUAAAGGAGACACUUUGAAGGCCAAUAAUAUUUAAGAAGAUUAAUAAUGCUGAAAUAUUCAUGAAAAUUAUAUAACCCGGCCCAGCACCUGCGCCCACUGGCUGGCUGUGAUCUUAUAUAUGGACUUAAUUUAUGCUCGUCCUUUUUCUUUCUUUUCUUUUUAAUUUUUUAUUUUUGUAGUCUACUCUUUGCACACUGUAUUUCAAUCUUUCUAUACAUGAAAUUUUUCAUGUUUAGUGGAAGAAGAUUGCUUGUUCUUGAA